CUUAAUCUUUACCAUCCAUUAUUAAUUGUGCACAAGUUAGUUUCACCCAGAUUCCAUUACCAUGAUGAAUAUGAACAUGCACGGUAUGCCCCAACAAGGCGUGGGGGUCCCAGUAAACCAAAUGGGAAUGCCAGGAGUCCAAGUCGGUCCUGGAGGAGUCCCUGUAGGACCAGGAGGUGUACCUGUUGGACCUGGAGGUGUGCCUGUUGGUCCUGGAGGUGUCGGAGUACCUCAAGGUAUUAUGCAGCAACCUUCUCCUCAACAAAUGCAACAGCAACAUGCUAUGCAGCAGCAACAGCAACAACAGCAACAGCAGCAGCAGCAGAAUGCUCAAGUUCCACCUGCCGAUAAGCUGGAUAAUAUAUCGAAGGUCAAGUCUUUGAUUGGACCGCUGAGGGAGUCACUUUCGGUUACCUUAAAAACAGCAGCACAAGUCUUACAUAAGAAUCACCAACUUGACACAGGAAUGGUUAAGACCACAGUUGAUGAUGAUACUCGGUUUGAUAAAUGCAUUGAAGACUUUUAUUCAAAGUGUGAUCAAAUCGAACUACAUUUGAAAACUUCCAUCCAAUGUCUGAGCCAAUCAGCAUCUGCACACCAGUACUUACCUUUACCAGUGGCUGCAACUCGUGUGGAGCCCUUACCUCCGCCUCAGCCUGAACAAGCUGCCAUUUCAUAUCCACAAUAUCUGUCGACUGUCAGGUCACAAAUAAGUUAUGCUAAGGAAAUACACGACACACUGGUGGCUGCUGCCCAAAAUAUAUCGGAAUGAUUUGAUAGAAAAAAUAAUUAUUUAGUAUAAGUUGUUUGUGAUGUGAAUUAAGGAAAAUGUGCAGGAGGAUGUGUAGUAAACUACAGGCAAGUGGAAUUCUUAUGUAACUCUGACUUUUUAAUACUAUUUAUUCUAC
Messenger RNA from Ctenocephalides felis (cat flea), 908 nucleotides. Its product is annotated as mediator of RNA polymerase II transcription subunit 29-like. The coding region runs from base 62 to 772 and encodes 236 amino acids. Gene Ontology annotation, molecular function: transcription coregulator activity; transcription factor binding. NCBI's taxonomy places the organism in Eukaryota, Metazoa, Arthropoda, Insecta, Siphonaptera, Pulicidae. Gene Ontology annotation, biological process: regulation of transcription by RNA polymerase II. Gene Ontology annotation, cellular component: mediator complex. The transcript is spliced from 5 exons. The record is from RefSeq and is a predicted model, not a curated record.